Molecule: messenger RNA, 1233 nt
Organism: Aspergillus niger
Lineage: Eukaryota; Fungi; Ascomycota; Eurotiomycetes; Eurotiales; Aspergillaceae
Exons: 3
Coding region: 1-1233 (410 amino acids)
Molecular function (GO): 2 iron, 2 sulfur cluster binding; iron ion binding
Source: RefSeq, a predicted model, not a curated record
AUGUGGCGACUACUUGGCCGGUCAUCCAACACUUCCGAGAAAAGCUCUCCGCCUCGGAGCCUUCCGGGGUCAUGGUAUCGCUCCGAUGCCAUGUAUCAGCUGGAGCGACGAGCCAUCUUCUCCAAGCGUUGGAUGCUACUCACACAUUCUAGCCGACUAACCAAACCCGGCGACUUCCUUUCCUUUACCAUCUCCAAUUUCUCCUUCUUUCUAACUCGGGACCGCGAAGGUAGCAUCAAUGGAUUUCACAACAUUUGUCGACAUCGCGCAUACCCAGUUGUCCAAGCUCGGUCUGGGGCCACCUCGAUCCUCAGCUGCAAAUAUCAUGGCUGGUCCUACGGACUGAAGGGCAACCUAUCGAAGGCACCUCGCUUCGAGACUGUAUCAAACUUCGACAAAAGUCAGCACGGACUCCUCCCAAUCCAUGUACAUAUUGAUAAAGCGGGCUUCGUCUGGGUGAAUCUAGAAGCCGGGGACCCGGAGGUCAAGUGGGAGGAUGACUUCCAAAAGAUCGAUGAGCAGCCGCGGAUGCAAGACUUUGACUUUGACGGGGAAUACACUUUUGACCAUUAUUGGGAGAUGGACGUGGAGGCGAACUGGAAGCUUCUGAUUGAGAACUACAAUGAAUGUUAUCACUGCGCGACCUCACAUCCACUGAUCAAUGGAGUGUCGGAUCUCCCUCGGUACCGGGUCGAGCCCAAGGCGAGGUACAUGGAGCAUCAUAUCUUCAACAAGGACAAUAUUGAUGCGCAGUUCCGACGAUCAAUCACGUACUUUUACCCGACGACGUCGGUCACAGUCACGGACAAAUUCUUCUAUAUUCAACGCAUGAUCCCAGUUAGCGCGACAAUGAGCAAGAUCGAAAACGAAGUAUAUCGACACAGAGAUGCCACCGACGAGGAAUUCGCCAAUAUCAACGCGUUUUACCGACAGGUCUUAGACGAAGAUCGGGACCUCUGUGUUGGAGCGCAAGAAAAUCUGAGCGCGGGGGUGUUCAUCAACGGCGAACUCCACCCGGACAAGGAAAAGGGACCCAUCCAUUUUCAAGACCAUGUCAAGACAAUGGUCAUGGAGCACCGGCGAAAAGAAGAGGAGCAAGGCGGGGAAGAAAUCUGGCCAGCUGUUCCCAAAGUGACUGGGGAGAUGAGGACAGGGAAGCUGGCAGAGGAGGAGAGGUUCUGUUCUCAGCUGGAAGCGGCCAGUUGCAUGGCCCGAUCAGAGCUUGCUUGGUAA